Molecule: messenger RNA, 182 nt
Organism: Racocetra fulgida
Lineage: Eukaryota; Fungi; Glomeromycota; Glomeromycetes; Diversisporales; Gigasporaceae
Source: the annotation of a GenBank genome assembly
GCCUUUCGGAGAGUUUAAUGCCAGUUAUACUGAUUACCUGCCGGAUCGUAGUGGGGAAUUGUUUAGCUCUCGAUGGGUGGCUGGUUUUGACAUAAACGAGUCUGAAGAUGCAGGAAUCGUGGGUGAGAUAACUAUAUAUCUUCCUGAUGAAAUAACUGACAUUCCCAUAAUAAAUGGUGUGA